Marmota flaviventris (yellow-bellied marmot) is the source of this 2578-nucleotide messenger RNA. It is a transcript of the gene Ppcdc, whose product is annotated as phosphopantothenoylcysteine decarboxylase. Gene Ontology annotation, molecular function: FMN binding; phosphopantothenoylcysteine decarboxylase activity. Gene Ontology annotation, biological process: coenzyme A biosynthetic process. Gene Ontology annotation, cellular component: phosphopantothenoylcysteine decarboxylase complex. The record is from RefSeq and is a predicted model, not a curated record. NCBI's taxonomy places the organism in Eukaryota, Metazoa, Chordata, Mammalia, Rodentia, Sciuridae.
GCGCCUGGUGUCUGGCGCGGCUAUUUAGGAGGCCAAGACAGGAGGAUCCAAGGUCAAGGCCCGAAACCUGACACCUCCCUCGCCUGCCCCCAAAUUCAGGAACACUUACUUCUAGCGACAUCUGAGAGUCAAAGGAGGAAAUAAGCUAGCUGGUCCCGUGGCGUGGCCUACAUCUGCUUCUCCUUGAUGCUGACAGAGCUUUAUGAAGUCCAGGCUUUGCAGGCUCCCAGAAUUUUAAGCCAUUAGACCCCACAUGGAAUCAUGUCCAGGUGCUGCAUCCUUGGUGGAGAGAAAAUUCCAUGUUCUUGUGGGUGUCACCGGAAGUGUUGCUGCUCUGAAGUUGCCUUUUUUGGUGUCAAAGCUUUUGGACAUUCCUGGGGCAGAAACUCACAUGUGUGAAAAGUGGGGAAAGCCAAAGGAUUACAAAAGGACCCAGGUUUCCCAGUGUGCUGGAUCAACCCAUAGAAACCAUGUGGUCAGAGAAGAAGAGACUCACUCGCCUGAGAUCUUUCAGCAACUGGAAGUCACAGUGGUCACAACUGAAAGAGCCAAACAUUUCUACAACCCCCAGGACAUUCCUGUCACCCUCUACAGUGACUCUGAUGAAUGGGAGAUGUGGAAGCACCGCUCUGACCCAGUUCUCCACGUUGAUCUGCGGAGGUGGGCUGACCUGAUGCUAGUGGCUCCUCUCGAUGCCAACACCCUGGGGAAGGUGGCCAGUGGCAUCUGUGACAAUUUGCUUACGUGUGUCAUCCGGGCCUGGGACCGCAGCAAACCCCUGAUCUUCUGUCCUGCCAUGAAUACCGUCAUGUGGGAACACCCCCUUACUGCACAGCAGAUGGACCAACUCAAGGCCUUUGGCUAUGUGGAGAUCCCCUGUGUGGACAAGAAGCUGGUGUGUGGAGAUCAAGGUCUGGGCGCUAUGGCUGAGGUGGAGACCAUUGUGGAUAAAGUGAAAGAAGUCCUCUCCCAGCACAGCAACGUCCAGCAGAGUUGAACUGAUUUCUGUUAUGGGUGUACCUCUGCACUCAGUGUGUUUUCAGGCCAAGAUGGUGAAGAAGGGCAUCAUCAAAAUAUGGUGAAGAUGUGGCUGGGGCUGUGGGUCAGUGACAGAGCGCUUACCUUGCAAGCGCUGGGUUUAAUUCUCAGCACCAUAUAAAAACAAAUAAAUAAAUAAAUAAAGGUCCAUCAAUAACUAAUAAAAAUUUUAAAAAAUAUAUGGUGAAGUGCUGCCCCCAACCUGCGCGGGCAGCUGAACUUAAGGUCGCUCAUAUGAUUUUCCAGGGACACCAAAUAAAACACAGACACACUUUACCUUUAAACAAACUUCUGGAUGGCUCCACUGUCUGCCUCAGGCUCCCCAAAAGGGAAAGCAAGAGAAAGUCAGGCGAGAGAGGCUGGUGAGAGAGAGAAAGAGAGAGUGUGUGCGUGCUUGAGCGGGAGCAUGUUCAGAAGUGGGCUUUUAUUGGGGGGACUCUUGUUCUUUAGAAAGUUCUCCGAAAAAGGCCAGAAGGGGCAGGGUUACAAGCAACAGAUGAGUGUAACUCAACCUCAGGGUUGACACCUACAUCUGAAGACACACCUACUUCUUGGGCUGAGACAACGCCCAAGUCACUACAAAAUGUAGUGAUUGAUUAGAGCCUCUUGCUUCAGGACUGGAAGGUGGGUCAUUCAGAGUGGCUCCCCACAGUGAAGAUUCCUGCAUUUGCUCAAGAGGCCUCUGACCUGCUCCAGGUUAUACAGGACCAAAGGCGCAACUUCUUUCAACCAGGGGGUGCCUGCUUUCUAUAACCCCUCCCCAUCUCUUCCUGGGAGGGGUACAACAAGCUAGGAGAGAAAACUGCUAUAUGUCCCUGAACACCUGGGAGGACUAAGUGACUGGGAGACUUCUAUUUUUUCUCUUGCCCAGGAAUUGCUUUUUGAAAUACUAGCUGCAGGUCCCUGGCAUGGCAGGCCCCUGGCCAGGCCUCGGGAGCUUCCAUUUUCUGAUGAGGUGCCCAAGUGUCACACAGUCAGGAAAUUUGUGAGGUGGCAGGACUCUCAGAUUUUCCACAGACCAUGCUAUGAAUUUGGGGAUUCUGGGAAAUUAAAAAAAAAAAUGUGAUCUUUUAGGAGAUUCUGUCCUUUCUUUACAACCCAUCUAUGGUCUCAGAGAUUUGAAGGCAUUGAUGGAUCAGGCCAGGGAAAACGUAGGGUGAUGACUGACUAGCACUCUCCUGUCCCCAUAUAAUAAGAGUACAUAUGGACAAAAAGCCCUGAAGCCAGACAGACCCUAUUCAAAUCUCAGCUCUGCCACUUAUCACCGGUAGACCUUGGCUUGGGACUUUCCCUUUCUGAUCCUCACUUUCUGCAUCUGUAUUAUCAUCCUUCCCUUGUGAAACUGUUGAGAUUAAGUGAGAUGAUGUGUGCAAAAUACAGGUGUCCCCUUUAUCCUCUGGAGACACAUUCCAAGACUCCCAGUAGAUGCCUGAAACCACAUAUAGUACUGAACCCUAUUAAUACUAUGCAUUUCCCCACACAUAACAUACCUAUGACAAAGUUUAACUUGGAAAUUAGGCACUGUAAGAGAUUAACAACA